AACAAAAUUUUCAAGUGUUAAGUGAAGGGGGCGCUGCUGGUGAAAUUGGCGGGAAAUGAUGACGCGUGAGGCGCGUACGGGCAACGCCUAGUUAGUUGGAAGGACACUGUGGCAGUGUCAAUGUCGUUGUUGAAUCUAAUUUGCUAAUAAAUUAGUUUUUGGGUGAAUUCCGAGUUUCAUUUACAGAGCAGCGGUAGGAUAUUGCUCAAAUAAUCGUUUCCGAUAGAGAGUGGUGAAUUGUGGUGAUUUUGUGAGGAAUUUGUGGGUCGCCAAGGCAAGGGCCAAAAAUUGAAGUUUUGGGAAUCUGUACCGUUUCAUUCGUAACAAAAUUGUGUUUUACGAUUUGAAAUUGAACAAAUCAAUCGGGUGCUAGCCGAAUUUAUCUGGUUUUUCUGAUUUCUGACGAGUUCUAGGAGUUACGCAACCACACGCUGUCAAUUUUCGUUUGGGUGUGGCUCAAAAGGCGCGAAAAGUUUUCUGGUGAGAUUUUCGCAAUCGGGCGUCACAGGUACCUAGGAAAUGUGGACUCGGACGACUCGGACUCAAGUGACGAUGAGCCACGGCCGAAAAGGUCCGCGCCUGGGGUCUCCACUACAGUAAAUUCACCCCCAGUUUCGGCCGAAUCCGCUAGAAUCGCGAGACUUGAGCAACUCGUGGAAAACUUGAAUCGACGUUUGCUAAACCGCAAUUUUGAGCACACAUCAGGACAAUACCACUAAGUGGUUGCAUAAAAUUGACCAGUUGGCUCUCGUGAACGGUUGGGACGAACGUACAACGAUUUACGGCAUGAUAGAUAAGUCGACUCAAGGGGUUGGCCAAGGAGUGGUACGACAAUCUCGAUCCCUCAGCAUACGACCGGAGUUGGGAUGAAUGGAAACGUUUGUUACAAGCCACCUUCCCCGAUCACCACGAUUAUGCUUCCACACUUCGUAAGCUAGUGAAUAGGGUGAAGGAAGAUGGUGAAACCUGGGCACAAUAUUAUUUUGGGAAAUUAAAUCUGUUGCAGGCUUGUGACAUAACAGGAACAAAUGCAGUCUCCUGUCUUAUUGAUGGAAUCACUGACGUGACUCUCAGAAAUGGGGCUAGAGCAGGGCGUUACGUUACACCCGAAAGCUUGUACGCUGAGUAUUUGUCGACUCUGAGAUCCGAAGGUGACAAGCGGGAUACGCUCGCAAAGCAGGCGCCUCGGGAAAGGAGGAGGUUCCUUCCAAGUCGAGUCGAAGCACAAAAACUGUAUUCGUCAGUUCGGUGUUACAAUUGUCGUAAUCGAGGACAUGUUGCGACAAAGUGCCCGAAACCAAAAAUUGAGUGCAAGAAAUGUGGUCGCAUUGGACAUGUGGAUGCUGAGUGCCAACGUGGUAACGUAGUAAAAGAAAACAUGUCUAAGCAGGCACUAACGACAAGUGUAGCUGACGCAAGUAAUAAUAAGAAUUAUUACAUAGACAUUAAGGUCAAUGGUAAGCCGACGCGAGCUUACAUUGACUCAGGAGCUGAACCGGUCCUUGUCAAGCAGUGUUGCUACAGAAUUGGGACUGAUGUGCAUGGGGGAGUCGAAGUAGAGCUAGAAGUGGAUCUUGUCAAGGCAAACGUAAAAGCUUUGAUCGUCGAAGACAGUGCACAACGUGUGCCUGUCAUAGUGGGACAGACCUUCCUGAAUGCGGGUGCUAAUACGAUUAUAGCAAAUGAGGAAGCUGUGAGAGUAGUUGACGGAAACAACGAAUCGAUCCAAGCAUUUCUAGGCCAACUUCCGACACGAAAAGUUGCACUUUGGGCGGAAGAGGAAACAGUGAUCCCUCCUCAAUCCAUUGGUUGCAUACGAAUCAAGGCAAAAGACGAUGGGUGGAAAGGAGCUUAUUACGUUGAAGGGUGUCAACGUCCGAGACCAGGGUUCGAACACGUUGUUCAUCGGUGUGUCACAUGUGAUGGAGGCCUAGUGACCGUUCGCAAUCUAUCGCACCAAGAUCUGGUCUAUCGAAAGGCGCAAAUCGUUGCGAGAGCUGAGCCUUGCGAGCAGGAAAGGACAGCUACGACGAAACACCGGUGGUUCCCCGAGGACGUGGAACACGGAAGCGUGGCCGACUGUUAAGUGAAGGGGGCGCUGCUGGUGAAAUUGGCGGGAAAUGAUGACGCGUGAGGCGCGUACGGGCAACGCCUAGUUAGUUGGAAGGACACUGUGGCAGUGUCAAUGUCGUUGUUGAAUCUAAUUUGCUAAUAAAUUAGUUUUUGGGUGAA
Tribolium castaneum (red flour beetle) is the source of this 2232-nucleotide messenger RNA. RefSeq lists its product as uncharacterized. The transcript has 2 exons. NCBI's taxonomy places the organism in Eukaryota, Metazoa, Arthropoda, Insecta, Coleoptera, Tenebrionidae. The record is from RefSeq and is a predicted model, not a curated record. Bases 1379 to 2086 code for a protein of 235 amino acids.